This is a messenger RNA of Lates calcarifer (barramundi perch), 5587 nucleotides long. RefSeq names its product kinesin family member 16Bb (gene kif16bb). The record is from RefSeq and is a predicted model, not a curated record. Gene Ontology annotation, biological process: microtubule-based movement. Gene Ontology annotation, molecular function: microtubule motor activity; microtubule binding; ATP binding. Lineage: Eukaryota; Metazoa; Chordata; Actinopteri; Centropomidae.
GAUGCCGUUCAUCUGACUAUUAUGUGCUAUCAAAUUCAUGAAAAUACGAUUUUUGCGGAUGUGAGGCCCGAGUUUGUAGAUGACCAAGCCAUUUUUAACCGCUUGCUUAAUUUGGAAUGACACCGGAUUAAAAAUGAAUUAAUUGUGUCGUUUGGUAACAGAUCAGCAAACCGUGAUAAUCACUGGCUCUAGAACUAAAAGUAGAUUUCCUGAAUGCAAGAACAAAGAUCACGCGAUAGCCCAACUCCUCAGGUAUCGCAGGUAUCGGUUUAGUCAUUACACUACUCACAGUUUGGCGCUGUAUUUUCCCUGCGUGUCUCAAAUGCAGCAUAUUGACUCAGACAUUCAAAUGAUAGGGAUAUAUGGAUUUUAAUGCCACUCAGUGGGUGUAUUGACAAGUAACUCGAAGUGUUUCCAUACAUUAUUUGGCCAGCAAUUAUAUUGACAAAACCCGAGACAUGUACCUGCAGUUUAUUCUUGCAGAACAUUGUCAGAGUGCAUUCAAAGACACUGCCUUAAAAGAAAGAAAGAAAAGUAAGAGAAAAACAAACUUUUGUUUGGGGUACAGGUUAUUGACUCCUAAUACACCCCAGCGGCUAGCCUGUCUAGUGCAUCGAGAAAGUGAGGACAGGCCCCAGGUGUGAUAAUUAGGUGUGAAAUACGUUGCAUUGACGUUCACGCGGAGGCAGACUACUUUUUCAAAGGAGAAGAAACAGGCUGGGGAGGACUGGCUGUUAGACGUGUCUUGUCUGAUUUUGAUUAACAAUGGCUUCAGUGAGAGUAGCGGUCCGAGUCCGUCCGCUGAACAAAAGAGAAAAGCAGUUAUCGUCGAAGGUGAUAAUACACGUGAACGAGAGUACUACAUCUAUUCACAAGCCUUCACCUGUUCGAGGAGACGGACUGAAGGACAAAGGGAAGACUUUUUCUUUUGACUUCUCUUAUGAUUCAACUGACAGAGCUAGCCCCACAUUUGCAUCCCAGGAGAGGAUUUUUCAUGACUUGGGGUCUGAUGUACUGAAAGCGGCAUUUGAGGGUUUCAAUGCCUGUGUCUUUGCCUAUGGCCAAACAGGCUCAGGAAAAUCUUACACCAUGAUGGGUCAUACAGAAGAUAAAGGUUUAAUCCCACGGAUCUGUGAAGGCUUGUUCUGGGAGAUAUCUCACAGAAGCAAGAGUGAUGCAGUGUCGUUCCGUACAGAGGUCAGCUAUUUAGAGAUCUACAAUGAACGUGUGCGGGACCUUCUCAAUAAACGAACCACUCCCACAGAGGGUGGAUGUUUGAGAGUGAGAGAGCACCCCAGAGAUGGGCCCUAUGUUGAGAAUCUGUCCAAGCACUCGAUACAUAACCACAGUGACAUGGAGGACCUGAUCAUUCUCGGCAAUGCCAGCCGCACCACAGCAAGCACGGGCAUGAAUGACUUCAGCAGCCGGUCACAUGCCAUCUUAACCAUCAGCUUCACACAGGCAUGGUUUGAUGCAGAGUUGCCACGUGAGACGCUGAGUAAGAUCCACCUGGUAGACCUGGCAGGCAGUGAGAGAGCUGAUGCCACACGCACCACAGGCACCAGGCUAAAGGAAGGUGCCAACAUCAACAAAUCCCUGGUCACCCUGGGCAGUGUGAUCUCAACUUUGGCUGAUCUUAGCGUGGGAGGACCGUCAACAAAAAAGAAGCAGCAGCAGAUCUUCAUUCCUUACAGAGACUCUGUGCUGACAUGGCUACUAAAAGACAGUCUGGGUGGAAACUCUAUGACUACUAUGAUUGCAACUGUUUCUCCUGCUGAUGUGAACUACGGGGAGACCCUGAGCACUUUGCGCUAUGCCAGUCGAGCUAAAAACAUAGUCAACUCUCCCACAGUGAAUGAAGAUGGCAGUGUCAAGGUUAUCAGGGAGCUGCAGGCAGAGGUUGCCAGGCUCCGAAGGCUACUAGAAGAAGCCAAUCAGGUCUCCCGUGGGGAGCUGUCUUCCUCUAUAGUAGUGGAGGAGGAGCUGCAUCAGAAUGAGGUAAAGGUUCUUGCACUGACCAAGGAGUGGACCAGCAAAUGGGGUGAGACCCAGAGCAUUCUGCAGGAGGAGACUGUGGCUCUGAGGAAGGAGGGGAGCGGAGUAGUCCUUGACUGCCAGUUACCUCACCUGAUAGGCUUUGAGGAAGAUCUACUGAGCAUUGGCAUUGUCCUCUAUUAUUUGAAAGAGGGGAGAACCCUGAUCCGGAGUGACAAAGCAUCUUGCAGUCAGGAUAUUGUACUCUGCGGGCCUGGGCUCCUCAGUGAACAUUGUGUGCUUGAGAACCGUGCUGGGACCGUGACUCUGAUCCCUCAGGAUGGUGCACUGUGUUCAGUCAAUGGCUCUGUGGUCACCAAUCCCUGCCAGCUGACUCAGGGUGCCAUCAUACAGCUAGGAAGAAGAACCAUAUUAAGGUUUAACCACCCAACUGAAGCUGCCCAGCUCAGAGAGAAAUGCCAGAGCGGGCUGCUGUCUGCCUUCAGCUUGUCCUUGACUGACAUGUCCAAAUCUACUGAGAAUCUGUCCAAAGUGAUGCUGCAAAAUCCAGGGAGGUUGGAAGAUACGCUCAACCAGCAGGAGGUUUCAUGGCAGCAGGUCCAAGAAAGCCUGAACAAAUGUAACCAGGACAUCAAAAGACCUCCAAAGGAAAACAGUGGGGCUCCCCAUCAAUUGAGAGCAGGAGAGAAGACAAAUGGUGCAGAAAUGGAAGAGACUGGUAAUGGUCUGAUGGAUAUGCUGGCUGCAGAGACAGCUGAGUCCAAAGUGCCAAGCUGCUGUAUUACCUCUGCCACAACACAGCUCAUAACCUCAGCCAUACCUGGAAAAUAUCCUGUCCCUCACACUGGUUUUGAGUUGGAUGGAGAGACACUACAGAGUGGGGUAAGCACCAGGGAUGGCCAUGAUCAGGAGAUGGACCUGUGUCAUAAAUCAGGGCUCAUGUCUGAGAGGCCGUGGAGAAAAGCUCAGAGUGGGACUGGGGUUGCAAGUUAUAAGGGAGAGGAGGUUUGGUCAGGGGAUGUCAGCCUCCAGCAGACAAGUGUCUUGGGCCUGGGUGAUGGAUGUGGCAUGAAGCCAGAGGGGAAUGCUAACGAGAUCCAAGGUGUCGUGGCUGACUGCUACAAGGGGAGACCUGGCUCUGGUGGGAGCUCAUUAGGCACCAUGUCCCACCUGCAGAGCAGCAGAGGAACCAGCUCCAUGUCUGUCGUCCCACAGACCAGCACUCAUUCUCAGCUCAACGAAAAGCCUCCCGGCAGUCAGGCACCCCACUGUCCACCUGAGGAAACUAUCUUUGAGUGCCAGUUCAGCUGUGGAGAGAUGGAUGAAUCUGCAGGUUUGGUGGAGAUCCCGGGAGUGUGUGUGACAGAAACUGCAGCAGCCACAGCUCAAAAAUCAGGGCUGGGCUCUUUGGUCGGCAGGGUUUCUUGGAUGGUUCAGGAUGCAGGACGUCUCCUUUGGAACUCUCGCACAGUACUGCAGCGGGUUAGAGAAGAGGGAUUACAGCCUGUUGGGGCUCGCUGGUCCAGUCGUGUUGUCUCUCUGGUUAGGGAAAGUAAUGUUGUAUCUGUAGUGAGGGACAGCCAGGUCUUCUCAAUGGUUAAAGGGAGCUUUGUCUUCUCCCUGUUGAGGGAUAGUCACAUUUUUUCCAUAGUGAAAGAACUGCCACUCAUACAGCACAUCCAGAUGGAGAUAACUCAACACCUUCAGCCUGAGGAGGCAGCUCAGAUGAGUCAGGGCUGCGUUAAUCCCAACACCACACAUCUCCCAGUCCUGACACCAACACAAACUUUUUUCAAAGCAGACGAAUUGCUAGAUGACAUGCCAGUAAUCCUAGAAGACAUCUGGACAAGGAAAAAAAGUAUGGGGGAUCUGUCACAAAAGCAAGACAUGGCUGAUACAUAUGUAAAACAAGAAGACAGUCUGAUCACAGAGCUGAAACACAUCAGUGAGCUGGAGCUUACCCCUGUGUCUGAAGACAAAGAACAGGUACUGGAGAACUCAAGAACUGUGUGGAACAAAAAGGAUGUUCAAAUCUUCAGUCAAAUGUUGAUAGCAUUUCCCAAUUCCCUUUUGGACUUGCAAACUCUGCCAUUACUAGACAUGAUGGAUGCUUUACAUUCAUUCAUCUCCACCUCAGUGAUCCCCUCCCAGAAUAUUGUAGCUCUUUUUUGGUUGAAUGUGGCUAAAUACGACCAACCUGAGCCCCGCCCCGCCCUCCUCAUCUUGGCAGAGACUGGCCUCUAUACUCUGACCACUGACUCUGGGCCCCUAGUUUUGUUCCAUCACCUCCCCUUGUUACAGCUGAAGGAGGUGCAGGUAGGCUUUGCAGGCCACAGUCUGCGUUUGAUCGGCACGACAGAGGAGAGCAUCCUGGGUAUCUAUACCCACAGCCAGAAGCUGACCAGAGAGCUGUGCAGGGCCAUACUUGGUGUCAUCUGCCCUCAGGACAGCAGGGUCUCUCAGCACCCACUGUUCCAUGGACACCUGAUGAAGAUGUCUCUAGACUGGCAGGUGUACGUACCUGACCUGCUGCUUGAUGCAGGUUUAAGGGUUUGCUGCCAGUUUCAGAAGAGUCUUGCUGAUCUGGUUUACCUUCUUCAUUGUAACAUGGAUCAAGAAACAGUCACUCUGGGAGAGGUACAGCUGCUAUUGUACACAAGUGUAGGGGUGUGCAUCAUUCCCAGGACACGCGCUGAGCCUCUUGCCCAGCUUUUACUUACUGAUACCCACAUUGGUCUGGUGCAGGAAGAUGUUAUCUUUCACCCAACUCCAAGCUCUGUAACCAUAGUGCCCUGCCGUCCCCUAUUCCACGACUUAACUCUUCGUCAGCGCUCAGAUGUGCGGUGUGUGCUGGUGCACGAUGAAGACAACCGUGGAGCUGUCAGACUGGAUGUAAUCCUCGCAAAUGUGAGGGGCAGGGGUCACCCUGAAAGCGUGACUAAGGCAGCUGCCCCGCCUGCACAUGCUUCAAAUUCAUCUCCGCAUGCAGAAGUGUGGAAAUUAACUUUCAGUUGCUCCACUGAGGCCGCCUGCCUGAUUAAUCACUUGUCAAAUGUCUGAUCAAGGACUGAACAGCCAGUAAUGAACAGCCCAGCUUGAAAACUCACUCAUAGGGAGUGAUGGCAAAAGUGCAUCCCAAUCAGACAGUUCAAAGUACAGCUUCACGUUAAAUGACAGUGAAAACUAUGACCUACUUUGAAGUUUCCGUAUUGAUUUGUUUCUCCAGAAGUUUUGGUCAUUUUAAUGUUACAUGGCUUUAGUACUUUAAUAUUUUAUCUUUAAAACAAUUGAAUGUCUUUUGUUCUUGUUUCUUCUUCAUUGUUUUUGUUCUUUACCCAUUACCCUUCCCAUUGUUAUUUUUGUCAAAGAGGUUGUCAGUUUAACAUGUAAGGUUUUAAAUAAUUAGGGGCUGAAGGUUCAGCAUUGAUGAUUAAAAACUUUUUUGUAAUAUUUCUGGAUAAUUUUAGAUGACCAAUCUGACCAAAUUAUAUCAUUGUCACGGUUUCUUAAGUUGUAUAUCAUGUAUGUCAAAUUGUUGCCAGUUUCAAAUAUUUUAUAUAAAAAUAGCUCUUUUGAAAGUGAUAUGAGUAUG